AUGGGAACAAGACAGAAGCAUUGGAUUUUGAGAUCAGUGGAUCCCUCAUGUCCUGGGUUGAAGAUUGCCCCUGGGGAGAUAGCUGCAGUCUUGAUUAACAGAGUUCAACGCAACGUGGCACAGCUCAUUAGACGCCACAUCGCCAGGAUUUGUGCACAUCAUGCACCAUUCCCAGAGGCUGAUGCUUCGGAGCCUGGCGAUGAUCCCGCGGCAGGCCAACCAGUGUCCACUGAAGGACUUGUACCGGCCACCCCAAAGGAUCUUCAGACUAUAAUGAUGACUCUAGGUGAUGUUCUGGUCGUUAAAGAGAUCUGCGGUAACUCUAAAGUUUUACGGGCUGAAGAUUGGUCGCUUGAGGAAAUCGCUGAUUUCAUGUCCUGGUGUAAAACACGGUUCGAUCAGGGCGUGCUGCCGGAGGUCGUCAGGGGAUUUUCUGACCGUGUAUGCGACCAUCUCGGGGAUGUGUCAAAUCGCGAUAUUGUUCGUUUCGCCAGCGCUGUUGGUGAUAACAGCAAAUGUGUGGAUGAGUUCUGGAUGUAUAUAAUGGCCAAACGGAUUCAGGAUGACCCUUCAGUGUUCGGGACUACUGAACUAGUGAGCCUGAUAGUGAGCUUCACUCACCGUUCUCUGGAGGAUGACGAUCUCUAUGCGAGUUUGACCAAGGAGGUCGGACUCAGAUUCACAGAAUUGACGAAUCGGCAAUAUGGUGAAAUUAUAACCGGAUUGGCCAGCGUGCGGUAUCGAGACGAGGAGCUCUGCGGGCGCAUCCUCGACGCGGUGAUUGACAACAUCCAUGCAGUUCCGCAGGAGAUUUUAGCACAGAUAUUGGGAGCGAUGAGUACGCUUGACAUGAAGGAGGAUCGCUGGACCAUUCCCAUGUGGCGACGAUUGGAUUCGGCUGCAUCGGAUGUCGCCGACCGCGGGCUGGAGCGACUACAGAUUUGCGAAGCGUACAGUGACUACUUCGCCAUUUUGCAAGCUUGUGCUCAUCUACCCCAUGCAGGCAGUGGUUUGUACCUCGAUAGUCUUGUGCGGAGUCUCCUUGGGAAACGAACGACUAAGGCCCUCAAGAGGAGAUUGAUCCAAAUGGUCCAAUGUUACCAGUACGGCAUGGUUAAAGUGGAGCUGCCAGUCAUAUCCGAUGUUGCUGGUCUGCUUAUGUCCGAUGACAGUUUUGAUGCGAUGUAUUUUCCGGUAUCCAGUGGCUUUCACUUGGAAGUGGCGGCCAUUCUACGGUUGAUGGGCUGCCAUUAUGAGAUAGAAGAUAAGGUCAUGCCAUUCAUAUUAGAUGUCACAAUAACUGCAGAUGAGGCAGCACGGAUCAACUCAGAGGAGGCUGCUCGUGAUGGGAUUGAGAGAGAAGAGCGAGCUAAUCGCGUGGUGGAGUGGUUAAAGGCUCAAAAUCACGAUAAUAACAGCUCGUGA
Messenger RNA from Perkinsus marinus ATCC 50983, 1425 nucleotides. RefSeq lists its product as hypothetical. Lineage: Eukaryota; Perkinsozoa; Perkinsida; Perkinsidae. The transcript has 12 exons. The record is from RefSeq and is a predicted model, not a curated record. Bases 1 to 1425 code for a protein of 474 amino acids.